AUGCCGAACAUCACCUAUAGUGUUUCCAAUGAUAUCGAGUAUUAUGAUGCUGCGAGCGGAGAAACUGUUGUUUACAACCUGGGUGACAUUGCCUGGUAUGCUAUCACUCGCAGUCGUUCCUUCCAAUGGUUUUUCUGGGGAUAUUCGCUCGCAUUUUCCGAUGGCGCGAGUGCAUUCAUUGGCGACUUGAAGUACUUUGCACUCAAGGGCGUUCUUGACCAACCUUCCAUGGGCUCUACACGUAUCCCAGCCCUCGUAUUCUGCGUCUACCAGCUCAUGUUCGCGGCCAUUACACCCAUGCUCGCACUGGGUGGCUUUGCUGAACGCUGCCGUCUCGGUCCCGUCGCACUCCGGUUGGAGUUUUGUACCGCUGCCCUCGCCAUUUCCAUCUAUCUUGGCAAGCGUUCUGGAUACGGGACCGAGCGCCUCGCCUACAAGCCCCAUAAUACCACCUACGUCGUCCUCGGCACUGUAUUCCUCUGGUUCGGUUGGUUCGGAUUCAAUGGAGGCUCUGCCCUCUCUGCCAACCUGCGCGCUGCUCAAGCUUGUAUUGUCACCAACCUUGCUGCCAGCGUCGGAGGCCUCACUUGGAUGUUGUGGGAUUACAGGUUGGAGAAGAAGUGGUCCGUCGUGGGCUUCUGCUCCGGCGCCAUCUCCGGCCUUGUCGCCAUUACGCCCGCGUCCGGCUACGUUGGUGCCCCUGCCGCUGUUGCAUUUGGCGUUGUAGCUGGCACCGCAUGCAACUUCGCGACCCAACUCAAGUUCUUGCUCCACUACGACGAAUGUCUCGAUGUCUUUGCUUCUCAUGGAAUUGGUGGCAUGGUCGGUAACAUCAUGACGGCUCUGUUCGCCCAAUCGUCUGUUGCUGCGUUUGAUGGAUUCUCCGAGAUUCCCGGAGGCUGGUUCGAUCACCACUAUAUCCAACUUGGAUACCAAAUCGCUGACUCUCUUGCUGGUUUCGGUUAUUCAUUUGUCAUGACCACGCUCAUAUGCUGGAUCUUCCACUUCAUCCCCUUCCUGUGUCUCCGUACCACCGAGGCGGCCGAGGCUCUCGGAAUGGACGACGCCGAGAUGGGCGAAUUCGCCUAUGAUUAUGUUGGCCUUGAUGCCGAGCACGGCUUCCCAUCUGAACGUGGCGCUCUUCCUCCCAUUUCCGGAGCCGCCGCCAACCACGAGUUGGGCUCGGGCGUAGGUGGACGUGAAGGUCCUCACCAGCGUAUCUCUGCCGACAAGGGUCGCGGAAGUGUUGGUUCCAGCAACGAAAAGAUUCGUGGCUAG
Messenger RNA from Rhizoctonia solani, 1278 nucleotides. RefSeq names its product ammonium transporter. NCBI's taxonomy places the organism in Eukaryota, Fungi, Basidiomycota, Agaricomycetes, Cantharellales, Ceratobasidiaceae. The record is from RefSeq and is a predicted model, not a curated record. The transcript has 8 exons. Gene Ontology annotation, cellular component: plasma membrane. Gene Ontology annotation, biological process: ammonium transmembrane transport. The coding region runs from base 1 to 1278 and encodes 425 amino acids. Gene Ontology annotation, molecular function: ammonium channel activity.